Sorex araneus (European shrew) is the source of this 939-nucleotide messenger RNA. RefSeq names its product olfactory receptor 6C2-like. Gene Ontology annotation, molecular function: olfactory receptor activity; G protein-coupled receptor activity. The record is from RefSeq and is a predicted model, not a curated record. The coding region runs from base 1 to 939 and encodes 312 amino acids. Lineage: Eukaryota; Metazoa; Chordata; Mammalia; Eulipotyphla; Soricidae. Gene Ontology annotation, biological process: G protein-coupled receptor signaling pathway. Gene Ontology annotation, cellular component: membrane. The transcript has a single exon.
AUGAGAAACUAUACAUCAGUUACCAGCUUUGUCCUCCUGGGAUUGACAGAUGACCCUCAGCUGCGGAUUUUGAUUUUUGUAUUUUUACUCAUCACCUACAUGCUGAGUGCUAUUGGAAACCUGACCAUCAUCCUCCUCACAAUAGUGGAUUCUCAUCUUAAAACUGCAAUGUAUCUUUUCCUCCAAAAUUUUUCCUUUUUAGAAAUCUCAUUCACUUCUGCCUGCAUCCCUAGAUUCUUAUACAGUCUAACGACGGGUGACAGGACCAUUAGCUACAAUGCAUGUGCAUGCCAACUAUUUUUUACAGAUGUUUUUGGAGUAACAGAAUUUUUUCUCUUAGCCACUAUGUCUUAUGAUCGCUAUGUAGCCAUCUGCAAACCCCUGCAUUACAUGGUCAUCAUGAACCACAGGGUGUGCAAAAGGCUUAUCUUCUCCUGCUGGGUGACCACGCUGUUGAUUAUUUUGCCACCAAUUUUCUUGGGACUGGAUCUAGAAUUUUGUGAAUCAAAUGCCAUUGACCACUUUGUCUGUGAUGCUAAUCCAAUUCUGAAAAUCUCAUGCUCAGAUACAUGGCUCUUAGAGCAAAUGGUUAUUGGUUGUUCUGUGUUAAUUUUCAUUGCAACUCUUAUAUGUGUGUUUUUGUCCUACUUGUAUAUCAUCAAAACAAUUCUUAGGUUCCCCUCUGCUCAGCAACAGACAAAAGCCUUUUCCACCUGCUCUUCCCACAUGAUUGUGGUUUCCAUCACUUACGGCAGUUGCAUCUUUAUCUACAUUAAACCUUCAGCAAAAGAUGAAAUGACUAUUAAUAAGGGGGUAUCAAUACUCACAACUUCCAUUUCCCCCAUGUUAAACCCAUUUAUUUAUACUCUGAGGAACAAGCAAGUGAAACAAGCCUUUCAUGACUUAGUCAAAAGAAUUAUAUUUCUCUCAAAGAACUAA